Messenger RNA from Cylindrotheca closterium, 1800 nucleotides. NCBI's taxonomy places the organism in Eukaryota, Bacillariophyta, Bacillariophyceae, Bacillariales, Bacillariaceae. The record is from the annotation of a GenBank genome assembly.
AUGGACGCCAAGAUCACAAUACGGCAAUCCCUUCUGAUCGUCCUUUGUCUUUUGUUCUCAACUUUUCUUGCAUGGGCUCAAGAUCUUCAAGAUGGGGACCAGAUAGCAGAAGCCAUCCGAAUAUGUCGUGAAAAGCUAGCUGUGGAUCCUCAUUUCCCCAAAGUCCAAUACUCGUUGGCACAAUUGCUAGACUCGCAAAUCAUAGUAGAACAAGACGAAUUGGAUCAUGAAUUGGUCACCGAAGUGAUCGACUUGUACUAUACGGUUGGGUGGCCAUCCCAAGAGACUCUUGAAGACCGACUGCCGCCAGUCAAGGUUCGAUUCGAUGCACUGGUGCGAGCCGCUACCAUUGCCGACGAGAUUCUGCAAGAUACCGACACGGCUGUUCAACUAUUCAUUGAAGCAUUGCAUCUUGAUGGGGUAGACACGGAAUCCACAAUCGCCGCAUUCGCAGUGGUGAUGCCAAUGAUACUUUCUUCCGUGCUCGAAGGCAGGGAAGAUACAGCCAGGACGAUAGCACCCGACGGCAGCAUUCAGACAGAACCAUCAUUCAGCAGCCAUGAUCAAUUACAACAAGCAUUGUACCUUUGUGACUAUGUUUGUGUCAAUUGUCCCAAUGAAUCCAUUGUCGACGAGUACAAGGGCGCCACACUGCGGAAAAUGAAGGAGCCGCUUUUGGCCUUCAAGUCGUAUGAAGUUGCACUCUUCAAGGCGCGAGAAGCCUAUCGACAAUGCAAUCGUGAUCUGAACGACUGUGCCCCUUUUCUGGCAAGUUAUAUAAAAACUUCGAUCCUUGUGUCAGCUGCCGCCAGGGAAGCAGAUGUUGGACCUGACGAACAGAUGGAGUAUCUUCGAGAGGUGGAGGCUCACGUUGGACCAUUUACGAACGAACGAUUCUUUGAGGAUCUUGACGACGCUACCUUGGAAUCUGGGCGAAACCAAGUUGUGGAUCUUUACAACAAUAUGGGAAUUAUCGAAAAGAAGAGAGGAUCGCUGGGCGAAGCCAAAAACCACUUUUUGAAAGCUUUAGAAUUCAAUCCAAACGAUGGGCACGCAGUCGUUCAGUUGGCAAGUCUUGAAGACGAUGCAAUCGCAAAUGUAAAGGAUCUAGAUCAAAACUACGUGCGUGAUCUGUUUGAUGGCUACUCCCCACGCUUCGAAUCAGAGCUGGUCGAUGUCCUGCAGUAUCAAGGUCACACUUUGGUGUACGAAGCUCUGGAGAAAGCUUGGAUGAAAGCUGGUAUCCAUAUUACUUCAGGACCGACCAUGAAGAUAAUAGAUCUUGGAUGCGGUACGGGAUUGCUGGGUGAAUUGAUUGCCCACCACCUAGUACCGGAAGUCGCCGAGGUUCAUGGCGUGGAUCUCUCGCAACGGAUGGUGGACAUUGCGACAGCGCGGAAAACCAAUAAGGGUCAUGAUGUAUAUGUCACAGUGACCAAUGCUGACGCAACUGAAUACUUAUCCAACCAAGCAAAUGAGUCAGUGGAUGCGAUUCUUGCGUCUGACGUAUUUAUCUACAUUGGUGACAUUGGACAAGUCCUAGAAGAGAGUGCCAAGAAACUAAUGAAGGGUGGUCUAGUCGGCUUUACAGUGGAAAGCUAUGAAACUAAAUCAAAAUCGGAUGAUGGUGGCUUGAAAUUGCUGCCCAGUGGAAGGUUUGGACACUCCAAGUCUUACAUAUCGAAUGUUGCCAAAGCUCACGGCUUUGAUGUUAUCGUUUGGCAGAAGUGCGUGUUGCGACAAGGAGGGGGCAAGGAUGUGAACGGCGCUGUUGCAAUAUUGAGAAAGGAAAAGAAAUGA